AUCAUAUUUCCAUGCCAUUUUACAGAAUAAGAAAGAUCAUCUGAGAAAUGUGAUGAGUAUUAGAUCGGACGAAAUGUUAAACAUUUAACCUCAUUUUCAUAAUUUGAAGUAAUAUAAGAUAUUCUGUAUUCUCUGUAUUGCAACUGUCCCCUCUGUUCCAUCUUUGAGUACAAGUCGAUAUUCCCUUCUCGCUUCCUUCCUCGCUUCCUUCCUUCCUUGCUUCCUCGCAUUCUUGCAUCCUUCCUUCCUCGCUUCCUUCCUUCCAUCCUUGCUUCCUUCCUUCGUUUCUUGCAUCCUCCCUUCCUUGCUUCCUCACUUCCUUCCUUCUUCGCUUCCUUGCAUCCUUCCUUCCUCGCUUCGUUCCUUCCUUGCUUCCUUCCUUCAUUGCUUCCUCGCUUACUUCCUUCCUCGCAUCCUUCCUUCCUUGCUUCCUCCUUUCCUUGCUUCCUCCCUCCCUUGCUUCUUUCCCUCCUUGCUUCCUUCCUUCCUUGCUUCCUCGCUUCUUUCCUUCCUCGCUUCCUUCCUUCCUUGCUUCUUUCCUUCCUCGCUUCCUACCUUCCUUUCUUCUCCGACUCUUCUUUUCUUGCUUCCUUCCUUCUUUGCUUCCUUCCUUCCUCGCAUCUUUCCUUCCUCGCUUGCUUCCCACCUUGCUUCCUCGCUUCCUUCCUCCCUCGCUUCAUUCCUUCCUUGCUUCCUCGCCUCUCUCUUUCAUCACUUCCUUCCUUCCCUCCUUGCUUCAUUCCUUCCUUCCUCACCCCUUCUUUUCUUGCUUCCUUCCUUCCUUGCUUCCUCGCUUCCUCCCGUCCUCGCAUCUUUCCUUCCUCGCUUCCUUCCUACCUUGCUUCCUCGCUUCCUUCCUUCCUCGCUUCCUUCCUUCCUAGCAUCUUUCCUUCCAUGCUUUUUUCCUUCCUCGCUCCCUUCUUUCCUCCUUUGUUUCCUCGCUUUCUUCAUAAAUUUCUUCCUCACUUCCUUUCCUCCUUCCUUCCUUGCUUCAUUCCUUCCUUCCAUGCUUCCUCGCUUGCUUUCUUCCUGGCUUCCUCGCUUCCUUCUUUCCUUCCUUCCUUCCUCGCUUCCUUCCUUCCUCACUUCCCUCCUUCAUUCCUUGCUUCCUCCCUUCCUCACUUCCUUCUUUCCUCCUUCCUUGCUUCCUCGUUCCCUUCAUUCUUUCCUCGCGUUGUUCUUUUGUCGCUUCAUUCCUUCCUUACUUCCUUCCCUCCUUGCUUUCUCGCCUUCUUUCCUUACUUACUUCCUUCCUUGCUUUUUUCCUUCCUUCCUUUCUUGCGUCUUUGCUUGCUUCCUUCCUUCCUUGAUUCAUAGUUUCCUUCCUUCUUUGCUUCCUGGCUUCCUUUCUUCCUCGUUCCCUUCCUUGCUUCCUCAGUUCCUUCCUUCCUUCCUCGCAUCGUUCCUUCCUUGUUCCCUCGCUUCCGUCCUUUCUUUCUUCCUCAGUUCCUUCCUUCCUUGCUUCCUCACUUUCUUCCCUCCUCGCUUCCUCGUUUUCUUGCUUCCUUGCUUCCUUCCUUCCUUCUUUGCUUCCUUGCGUCCUUCCUUCCUUGGAAUCUUUCCUUCCUCACUUCCUACCUUGCUUCCUCGCUUCCUUCUUUCCUCGUUUCCCUCUUUCCGUCCUUGCUUUUUUCCUUCCUCGCUCCCUUCUUUCCCCCUUCUUUGCUUCCUCGCUUCCUUCACAAAUUUCUUCCUCACUUCCUUCCUUUCUUCCUUCCUUCCUUGCUUCAUUGCUUCUUUCCUUCCCUCCUUCCUUCCUUUUUUUCCUUCCUUGCUUACUUAUAUUACUCCCACCUUCACUUCUUCGAUUUACUUCCUCCAUCCCUUCUUUACUUGCUUGCUAACUCAAUUACUUACUUCGUUGCUUGU
Messenger RNA from Owenia fusiformis, 1869 nucleotides. NCBI's taxonomy places the organism in Eukaryota, Metazoa, Annelida, Polychaeta, Sabellida, Oweniidae. The record is from the annotation of a GenBank genome assembly.